Molecule: messenger RNA, 2584 nt
Organism: Prorocentrum cordatum
Lineage: Eukaryota; Dinophyceae; Prorocentrales; Prorocentraceae
Source: the annotation of a GenBank genome assembly
CCGCGGCUGUGGGCUCGAGGCGCGCAGCUCUUCCCCUCGGCGGUCUCGGCUCGGCCCCCCCGCGCCAGCCCCUGCAGAAUCGCCCCGACGAGAAUCCGCGCGCGAUGCCGCGAGGGCCCGACUUGACGCGAGGGGUCCAGCGCGCUCCUGUGGACGAUUCCGCCGAGGGGGCCCGGCGCCGAGGGCGCCGGCGUGAGCUCGUCGACCUCCCUUCGGGGGCUCACGCCACGAGGCUCGGCGCUGACGGGGAUCAGCCCAUCCCCUCCGGCCCGAGCCAGGUCUGGGAGCCACGCGGGCUCGAACCCCCCGUGCUGGCCAGCCACAACUGGGGAAGCUGUGGUUUUUCACCCCCCCUGGGGGGCCGCAUCGAUUUCGACACCCCUCUCGAGAGAACGUCGAUGCGAUGGGUUCCCCCAGGGGGGUGAAGGACCACAGCUCCCCCAGUUGCCGCCCGCGCGCGCGUCGACCACCUCACUGGCCAGGCCAGGCCUCGGGUUGAGCAGCGCCCCUCAAACGGGGACUCCACUAACGGGUACUUUGGCCAGUGACCCAGCGAACCCAGCCCUUCCCGAUGUGGGCAAAGCUGGCCGGCCGUGCCGCCCUCCGCUGACCCGGGCCUGGAAGCUGCGGAGCGGCCGGCCGGGCCUCGCGACAGGCCCUGGCCGACCCGUGCUCGGGCGGGCCCCGGCCGCUCGGCGCCCCUCGCCCGCGUCGCCCGAUGCCGCAGGCGUCCUGGCGCGCCCUCCUCGGCUUGGCGCGCGGCCGCGGGGGCGCCCGCCUGCCUCCCCGCGGCGGGUGCGCGGUGGCCGUGGCGGCGGGGGGCGGCGCCGGCUGCCUCGCCUGGUGCGACGCGGCCCCCGCGAAGAAGAGGGGAGCGGCAUGAGAUGAGAUCGGGGACCGGAGCAUGCACAUCACGAGCGGCUGGCUGCUCUUCAAUCCCAGGGCGGGCGCACGCUCGUGCCGCUCCCUCUUCUUCUCCCUCCGGCGCCGAGGGGCGGCCCGGCGGCGAUGCACCACGGCUGCUGGCGAUCCGGCGGGAGGCGGGCGGCGGGAACUGCACCCGCGCGCCCUCCCACGCCGAGGGCUGCGACCUCCUCGACCUGUCGGUCUACGCGCACGUGCGCAUCGACGAGGGCAAGCGCACGGCGACCGUGGGCGCGCGGGUGACCAUGGAGGACCUCUCCGCCGCGUGCCUGCGGCAGGGCGUGCUGCCGCUGGUGGUGCCCGAGUUCCGCAGGAUCACGGUGGGCGGUGCGGUCGUGGGUGCUGGCGUGGAGUCCUCGUCCGGCAGGUUCGGGGAGUUCUCCGAGGGCUGCGUGUCCUGCAGGGUGCGGUUGGGCUCAGGAGAGGUCCUCACGUGUUCGGACGCCGAGCACCCGGACCUGUUCCGAGCGCUGUCGGGGAGUUAUGGGUCGCUGGCCACGGUGUUGGAAGUGGAGUUGAGACUCCAAGAGGCCAAACCGUAUGUAAAGCUGCAGUAUCGGUGGUUCGACGAUUUGAGCGAAGCAUGCCGGUUUCUCGCAUCGGUCGCCACAACGAGCAUUUUCGCAGAGGGAUUAUCGUACCCGAUGGACAAGGGUUACCGGGGCUUGCCAGAUGUUACGAAGCGUCAUGUCGUCAUAGUUGCAGAUUGGGCUGACGAAGCGGGCGAUCCCCAUGCAGACAGAAGUACGAUGUCAAUAACGGAGUCGCAUGAUCUUUGGUUCUACGAGCACGUAUUCAACACACGAAAUUCCGAAGCCGAUCACACAGACGUUCUUAAGACAGAAUCGUAUCUGCAUCGACAUGAGCGGGGUGCUUUCUGGAUGGCUAGACCAGAGGGUGACAGUAGCAUUCCAUUAUCGCCUGCGGGGUUGUUGCUGUGGAUUCUGUCAGGUCCACUGCGCAAACAGUUUGACGAUUACUUCAAGACGCCUCACCUGUUCCAGCUGCUGAAGCUCGCUCCCCAGGCGAUCAUAGCCGAUAACUUCCUGAACACCGACAUCUACACGGACGUUGAGCUGGUGGAAACAUUGGUUCAUGAAGUACGGGGCAGUUCUCGCUUCGCCCUCAGAACCCCAAUGCGGGGGACGUCGAUGAAGGCCCAGCCCUUCUCACCAAACGGCAACUGGAGUUCGCCAGCGGCUCCGAGGGGCAAGGUCCUCAUCGACGUGGGCCUGUACGGCAGGGUGCGCGGGGGCGCGGGCGUCGAUGCCGCCAGGUUCUUCGAGGCGUGGGGGCUGGCCAACAACUCCAGGAAGAUGCUGUCCCGUGGCGCUGCCGCGCGGACCCGCCCGGGCGAUGGGGGGGACUUCGGCAGCAGAGGCCCAGGCGGCGGAUACUCACAGAACUACUACUCCGCGAGCGACUUCUGGAGACCUCCAGUGAUGUUCUGCCCGCGGGCGUACCGCCAGUUGCGCCAGAAGUACAAAGCGGAGGGGCGCCUGGUGGAUUUGUACGACAAGGUCGGCGACUCGACCAGCACUGUGGCUGUCUCCAGGCAGGGAGCCAAGUAUUGGGCCUGGUGGCUGCUGACGAAGCUGGUAUAGAGGGUACCAGUUGGAGUAUAAAAGGCCCUUUCCUCCUGCACCCCCCUCCCCGCCCC